AUGUCUGCUGAGGAAGCUCUUUUCAAUCUCACCAACAUCCCAUCUGCACUUAAUCCUUCCGCAGCCGGUGAUAUAUCAAUAGGCUAUUACCAUGCACUGUCUAUUGGCCAGAAAGAAAGUAAUUGUACAUCUGCCAUCUCGGGUCUUGAUUUUGAGGCUCACCCUCUUCUCUGGGUCAUUGAACAAGCUUUCUUUCAGCGAAAGUGUUUAUAUCAUGAUUUGGAGAAUGGAGUUAUGAGUUUUGCGGUGUUGGAUGGAGAAGAAAGUAAUUCGAUGUUAUGGAUUCUUCACAUGCCUAUUUACGGCAGCAAACAACCAUAUAUACAUGCUGACUAG
This is a messenger RNA of Botrytis sinoallii, 336 nucleotides long. RefSeq lists its product as uncharacterized. The record is from RefSeq and is a predicted model, not a curated record. The transcript is spliced from 2 exons. Bases 1 to 336 code for a protein of 111 amino acids. NCBI's taxonomy places the organism in Eukaryota, Fungi, Ascomycota, Leotiomycetes, Helotiales, Sclerotiniaceae.